Messenger RNA from Homalodisca vitripennis (glassy-winged sharpshooter), 381 nucleotides. Its product is annotated as serine/threonine-protein kinase PLK4-like. Gene Ontology annotation, biological process: protein phosphorylation. Lineage: Eukaryota; Metazoa; Arthropoda; Insecta; Hemiptera; Cicadellidae. Gene Ontology annotation, molecular function: protein kinase activity; ATP binding. The transcript is spliced from 3 exons. The annotation marks the transcript as partial. The record is from RefSeq and is a predicted model, not a curated record.
AAAAUAGCUGACUUUGGGCUGGCUACAAAACUGUCUCGGCCUGACGAAAUUCACAAGACAAUGUGUGGCACACCAAACUACAUGUCGCCUGAGAUCCUCCUGAGCUCGCCACAUGGGCGAGAGGUGGACGUGUGGGGGCUUGGCUGUAUGCUUUACACUUUGCUGGUUGGUCACCCACCCUUUGACUCCAAGGCCAUCAAAAGUACUUUUGACAGAGUCGUCAACUUGGACUAUCAAAUGCCCCAACACAUUUCUAGUGAUGGGCAAGAUUUGAUACGUAGAAUGUUGAAGAAAAAGCCUACAGAUAGAAUAACAUUAGAAGAAAUACUCUGCCAUCCAUUCAUGAGGAAACCUCAAAUGAUGGCUACAUAUAAAAGUCAA